Molecule: messenger RNA, 909 nt
Organism: Erythranthe guttata (spotted monkey flower)
Lineage: Eukaryota; Viridiplantae; Streptophyta; Magnoliopsida; Lamiales; Phrymaceae
Product: Galactose oxidase/kelch repeat superfamily protein
Molecular function (GO): protein binding
Source: RefSeq, a predicted model, not a curated record
GAGAGAGAGAGAGAGAGAGAGAGAUGCCCUUCACGUUUUGAAGUAUAGCAAACAGUCCUAACUCCCAAAACCCAAAUUUUUGCUGUUGGUUUUCUUGUUUGCAUUUGCAGAUGUGAAAAAAGGGGACCCCUAAAAAAAAGCUUCUUUCUUGGGGCUUGUGGGAUUUUUCUUUUUCUUUCUCCUUUUUUUUCUGUGAAGAUUUCUGGGUUUUUUUUCUCAUCGAAUGCUGAGUUUAUUCAGAUUUCAAGAUUUGAUUUUUUUGAGUUCUUGAUCUGAGUUUUUUCUCUCUCUUGAAGAGAAAAAGGUGGGUUUUUUUUUUUUUUUUUUUUUUAAAUUUUUUUAUAUGUAUAUGAGACUUGAGUUUUGAUAUAUAUGGAGCAAACGGUAGAGAGGUCACCAAAUGUACAAAGGGGUUACCGAGUUCAAGCACCACUGGUCGAUUCUGUGUCAUGUUACUGCAAGGUAGACUCUGGUCUGAAAACAGUGGUCGGUGCAAGAAAAUUCGUACCAGGUUCCAAAAUCUGCAUCCAACCAGACAUCAACCCUAGAGCACACCGUUCCAAAAACUCCCGCCGCGAGCGAACAAGGAUCCAGCCCCCUCUCCUCCCAGGUCUCCCCGAUGACCUGGCCAUCGCCUGCCUCAUCCGGGUCCCACGCGUCGACCACAACAAGCUCCGCCUCGUCAGCAAACGCUGGUUCAAGCUCCUAGCCGGGAACUUCUUCUACUCCCUCCGCAAAUCCCUCGGCAUGGCCGAAGAAUGGGUCUAUGUGGUCAAACGAGACAAAGACAAUCGAAUCUCAUGGCACGCGUUCGACCCCACUUAUCAGCUCUGGCAGCCGCUGCCAACUGUCCCCGUCGACUACAGCUCAGCCCUCGGAUUCGGCUGUGCUGUCCUCACUACUGUUUGA